Messenger RNA from Serinus canaria (Common canary), 790 nucleotides. It is a transcript of the gene TYW3, whose product is annotated as tRNA-yW synthesizing protein 3 homolog. Gene Ontology annotation, molecular function: tRNA methyltransferase activity. The record is from RefSeq and is a predicted model, not a curated record. The transcript is spliced from 6 exons. NCBI's taxonomy places the organism in Eukaryota, Metazoa, Chordata, Aves, Passeriformes, Fringillidae. Gene Ontology annotation, cellular component: cytoplasm. Bases 1 to 750 code for a protein of 249 amino acids. Gene Ontology annotation, biological process: tRNA methylation.
AUGGCGGCGUUCGCGCGGCGCAAGGCGCAGCGGCUCGCGCGGCCCGACUGCAGCAGGAAGCGCGCGCUGGACGCGCGAGCCGCGGAGCUCGCCCGGCUCCUGAACGCGCGCGAGCGCUUCUGCACCACGAGCUCGUGCGACGGCAGGGUGACCGUGACGGACACAGAUGGCACGGGGAUCCAGAAGAAGAACUGCACGUGGCUCCUGGUCACGCAUGAGCCGUGUGUCAAAGGCGAUGUGAUGACAGCACUCAAGAAAGCCACUGGUGAUGUUGUGUUCAAGUUUGAACCAUUUGUUCUUCAUGUGCUGUGUCGGGAUCUGCAGGAUGCGCAGCUGCUGCAUUCGGUGGCUAUUGACUCUGGGUUCAGGAACUCUGGUAUUACAGUUGGCAGAGGAGGAAAAAUUACAAUGGCUGUGCGGAGCACUCACUGCUUAGAAGUUCCAUUGAGCCAUAAAGGGAGAUUGAUGGUCUCUGAAGAAUAUAUUGAAUUUCUGGUAGAUGUAGCCAAUCAGAAAAUGGAAGAAAACAUAAGGAGGAUUGACAGAUUCCACAAAGGCUUGGAGCUGGCUCUGGAAGCUGCUGUUCCUGCAGACACCUUGUUUCCCGAGGGGCCAGAAAAGAGCCACUCUGUGUACGUGCGUAGAAGAAAGAGACGGGCUGCUCAGGAACAGGCUGAUCCCAGCAGAGAGCUGGAACCCGAGGAUGAUACUGAAAGCAGUCUUGGUCUGUUUGCUGAAAUCAUGAUAUAGACCAAGACAUUUGAAAGCAAAUGGCAAACUGAAAAAGUUA